AUGACUAUAAAUUAUCAAUUGGAUGUUUCGACUGGCGGAAAUCCGUUCGCUUUUCUUCGAUUACUUUCAAGAUGGAAAGGUAUUUUUUGAUAAUUUUGUAGAUUUUUACACCUUGAUGGUAUCCAUUUCAUUCCAGUCAUUAGAGUUUGCCACGUCAUAACUAAUUUUCAAAAUUGAACUUCUCACAAGUUCUACCUACUGUAUCGUGACGUACUAUUUUAUUUCUCAAAAAUCUCUUUUCUCAUAUCAAUCAUCAAUCAUGUUUUUUUUCUAGGAUCAAUUUGGAAAGGUGUAUCAUCGGAACUGGCUGUUUGGCUGAUUGCCUUUUACACAAUUCAUUUUUCGUAUAGAUUUUUGUUCAGCGAAGAGAUCAAAGUGUAAGAAAAAAUGGGGAAAAUUGAAAAAUCCAAGAAAAACUGAACUAAACUAUAUAUUUUCGAGCAAAAAAAGCAGGUGAAAAAUGAAAAAUAAACUUAAAAUAAAACAAAAAAAAUUUGAAAAUCACCGGAAUCGCGCGCGCUACACAAAACACGUCAGUGUAGAGUUGUUGGCCCCUCUUUUUUUUAUGUGCUAGCACGGUAUGCCAUGGUGUGUGUAUGUGUGCGUCAAGGUGUUUGCAGAUUUUUUGAAUUUAGGACUGUCCUUUUAUUGAAAAUCUCAUCGGUCCCCCGAAAUAAACACGCAACGCAGACCGCGCCGCGCCACAACACACACAAAAAAAGGAGGGAAUUUGAAUCGUUCCCUUAUUUGUAUGUGUUGUGGCGCGACGCGGUCUGCGUUGCGUUAUUUCGGUGGAGCGUGUGGUAUCGAUGAGAUUAUCGAUAAUACUAAUCGCCUACUGCAGAUUUUCGUGGUGAGAACCAAAGUCUAAUGUCGUUGAGUGCGUUGCGGUCAUGCGCUGCGUCUUUCUUUUUCACAAUUUGAAUGGUUUUGACCACUUAUCGAUUGAUGGAUAAAGCACGCAGCGCCUGACCGCGACGCGUGCAACGACAUUUGUUCUUUCGCACUUGUCGAGAAAAACGGUAAAAAAGUGACCUCGUGCGAUAGAGCGCACUUUCUCUCCUCUCCUAAACGUACCCCCCUCCCCAACCACAAAACAAAACAAAACAACUAACUUCAGAAUCUUCGACAAAAUCGCAUACCACAUCGAUGAUCGCAUGAAAUACAUCCCCCUCACAUUCAUCCUCGGAUUCUUCGUCUCAACAAUCUCAUCAAGAUGGAAUAGCGCCUUAUCCGCGAUGCCCUUCAUCGACAACCUCGCACUAUAUCUCUCCCUCUUCAUCCCGGGCAAAGAUCACGUCGAAAUUCUCUACCGCCGAAAUAUCAUUCGCUACGUAGUUCUCCAUCAGAUCCUAGUCUUUCGCGACAUCUCAAUGCAAGUUCGCCGACGUUUCCCAAGUCUGGAAUAUGUGAUUGAUGCUGGUUUUAUGAGUGAGGAAGAGAGGGUGACGCUAGAAGAAGUGAAAUGCAAACCUGGUGAUAAAUAUUGGGUGCCGAUUGCUUGGGCGAAACAUCUUCUGGCGAAUGCGUUCAAGGAUGGUGUGCUUAAGGAUACGGGAAGUAUGACACAGGUUAUGACGUGUAUCAAAGAGUUUCGGAAUGCGAUGGAUACUUUGUUGAAGUUUGAUCAGAUUCCUAUUCCGAUUGCCUAUCCGCAAGUGGUUUUUCUGGCAGUUCGCGUUUAUUUUGUGCUAUGCUUGGUUAGUCGGCAGUUUUUGCAGAGUUCGCUGAAAUCAAAAUCACAGGUGAGUUUGCUUGGAGGCUAAAGGGGCUUAAUAAUAAGCCCCCUAAAGCCCUUUAAAGCCCCAAAAGCCCCCAGAGAAAAAUAAAAAAUAAGAAUAAAUGUGUGAAAAAUAGCCGAAAACGUUUCCCGCGUUGCAAACAUUUAAGAGAGUGUGCAAAAGUGAGAGACUUAGAGAGAGGGAGAAAAUAUUUUUGACCUAUCAGAAUUUUUUUUGGAAAAUUUUGAGGUCUAGGAAUUCCUCAAGAAUUCUGAAAACAAUUUUAGCGCUAAAAAUCCACGUGGCAUUUUUUGGCGGGAAAACCCAACUUUUAAAAAUUACAAAAAAAUCUCGCGCCAAAAAAAUCCACGUGGCAUUUUUUGGCGGGAAAAACCCAAAUUUUCAAAUUUCAAAAUAUAUGGGCCAAAAAAUCCACGUGGCAUUUUUUUCACGAAAAAUACGAUUUUUCAAAUUUCAAAAUUUAGGGGCCACGUGGCAUUUUUUUCACGAAAAAUACGAUUUUUCAAAUUUCGAAGUUUUGCCGCCAACAAAUCCACGUGGCAUUUUUUUGGGGCGAAAAAUCCCAUUUUUCAAAUUUCGAAAUUUUAGCGGUAAAAAUCCACGUGGCAUUUUUUUCAUGUUGAAACUUUUGGCGCGCAAAAUAUGAUUUAAAAAAUUUUUAAAAAAUCUUGCGCUUAGAAAUCUACGUGGCACGAAAAAUCCCAUUUUUCAAAUUUCCAAAUUUUAGCGCGACAAAUCUGAAUUCAUUUUUUUUUCAAAGCCUCGCGCUCAAAUCUCCACGUGGCGUUUUUCCUUAAAAAAUUCAAAAUUUUUCAAAUUUCGAAGUUUCUGCGCCAAAAAAUCCACGUGGCGUUUUCCAGACUAAAAACACAUAUUUUGCAGAUGGAAUGGCCGAUACCUUUCAUGACAUGCCUCGAGCUAAUCUUCAUUCUCGGUUGGAUGAAAGUCGCCGAAGUUCUCCUAAAUCCACUCGGCGAAGACGACGACGAUUUCGAGAUCAACUGGAUCAUCGAUAAAAAUAUCGCAAUCGGAAUGGCAAUCGUCGACGACACUCACAAUUACAACCCUCCAUUAUUCAUGGACGGAUUCAGCGACCCCAAUUUCCGCCCGAUUUAUUCAGAAGACAGUGCACCGGUGGCUCGGGGAAUGAUGGGAUCUGCAGCCACUGUUGAAUUGGCGAAACCCAAUGAGAAAGUGAAGACUGUGCAGAUUGAUCAUGACGUGGUUUCGGUGCCGAAUAGUGAUAUUGGAAGUGUUUUGAGGAUGCGCAUGAAUUUUUCGAGGAAUCCGUCUACACGAAGUGUGCAAACUCCGAGAAUCAUUAGGAAAAAGGUUGAAAAAGAUGAUGUGGUUUUAGAUACUGUUACUGAAGAUGUUGUGGACCAUGUUUGA
Molecule: messenger RNA, 3134 nt
Organism: Caenorhabditis angaria
Lineage: Eukaryota; Metazoa; Nematoda; Chromadorea; Rhabditida; Rhabditidae
Source: the annotation of a GenBank genome assembly